AUGCCUCAGCAAGAGCGUGUCCUGUCUUCUUGGUUGGAGGCUUCAUCCUCAGAGAAGCUACUACAGCUCGACUCGGCAGAUCCCCAACUCCCCUUUCGGUUCACAUUUGAUGCUCUACGCCCCAACGUGUUUCGGACGACCUUCACGUCCAAAUCUCAUCCUUUGCCUCCUCAUCCCAGCGUUCCUCCCCCGGAAAAGCAGACAGAGGCUGCCUGCAUACAUGUUUCUUCUACUGGUACGACAAAGGAGAUCAAAAUUGGCCCAGUCACCGCUACAGUCGACUGGACCGAGUCCUCCCCUAUUCUUUCAGUCUUUCUUGAUGGUGGCCGAAAUGGGCCUCUGCAUGAAGACCUGCCACAUCGCUCAUACGUCGUCGACGGCGAGGGCAUCGCUCAUUACUCGCGCUACAACAAGGAUACCCUAUAUGUCGGCCUGUGUGAAAAGGCAGCGCCGAUGAACCUCGCUGGGAGAAGAUUCGAGCUUUCGGCGACAGACAGCUUUGGAUAUGACGUUUAUCGUACCGAUCCUCUAUACAAACACAUUCCGCUCCUCAUCAAUGCGACGCCGAGUGGCUGCCUGGCGACCUUUACGACAUCUCACUCCAGAGGCUCGUAUUCUAUCGGCGCUGAGAUGGACGGUAUGUGGGGUCGUUACAAAGUGUAUCGGCAGGAUUACGGAGGACUAGAAGAGUACAUCAUCGUGGGGAAAACUCUCAGGGACAUCGUCAAGACGUAUGCGGAUCUUGCAGGCUACCCUCUUCUUGUCCCGAGAUGGGCGUUUGGGUACCUCUCAGGAGGCAUGAAGUACUCGAUGCUUGACGAUCCUCCAGCCUCAGAGGCAUUGCUCGAGCUUGCGCACAAAUUGAAGGAGCACGAUAUUCCCUGCUCGGCCUACCAGAUGUCGUCUGGCUACACUGUGGCCGAGAAGCCACCCAAGACACGCAACGUCUUCACGUGGAAUCGCCACCGGUUUUCGGAUCCAGAGGGCUUCGUCAAGGAGUAUCACAAGCUCGGUAUGAGGCUGAUCGCCAACGUGAAGCCGUAUCUCAUUGGCACUCAUCCAGAGUACGAGAAGCUGAAAGCCGCAAAUGCGCUAUUCACUGAUCCGCACACGAAGAAGACAGCGGUAGCACGGCUAUGGAGUGCCGGUGGAGGCGAGAGCGCUGAGGGUGGCCACAUCGACUUUACCUCUGCCGCUGGCUUCCAAUGGUGGUACGAUGGAGUCAAAAAGCUUAGAGAGCAGGGCAUUGACUGCAUCUGGAACGACAACAACGAAUACACAGUCACCGACGAUGGCUGGAUCUGCGCACUGGACCAGCCUUCUCUGCAUAUAAGAGACGACGUCAAGAACAGGCCCCAAAUUGGUCUCUGGGGUCGGAGCCUUCACACGGAGCUCCACGGUAAAGCCUCUCACGAUGCACUUGUUGACGUUGCUCCUGAUGAGCGUCCAUUUGUCCUCACGCGCAGUGCAACAGCCGGCACGAUGAGGUACGCCUGCAGCUCCUGGAGCGGCGACAACACCACCAGCUGGGCCAGCAUGAAGGGUGCCAAUGCUCUUGCGCUCAACGCGGGCAUGUCGCUGCUGCAGUGCUAUGGCCAUGACAUCGGAGGCUUCGAGGGUCCUCAGCCAUCACCUGAGCUGCUCCUUCGUUGGGUCCAGCUGGGUGCCUAUUCGCAGCGCUUCGCAAUCAACUGCUUCAAGACGAUCAACGAGAACAAUAUCGGAGACGUCAUUGAGCCGUGGAUGUACCCUGAGAUUACGCACUUGGUUCGCAAGGCAAUCAAGCGUAGAUACGCCAUAAUCCCUUACAUCUACUCCCUGAUGCUGGAGAGCCACCAAUCUGCUCUCCCGCCACAGCGCUGGACCGGCUGGGGAUAUGAGCAAGACCCAGAAGUCUGGAAGGCGCCCAUUACCGAAGGCGAAACGCAAUACUGGCUCGGCAAUGCCCUCCUGGUAGGUGGCGUCUAUGAACCCGGCGUCACUCAAGCACGAGUCUACCUCCCCAGGUCUUCUGACGACGACGAGGGAUAUCUCAACCUCAAAGCUCCCUACCAGUACUUGGAAGCCGGACAAUGGGCGACCAUUGACGCCGAGUGGCAUGGAGCAGGUAUUCCCGUGCUGGCAAAGGUGGGGACGGCCAUCCCAGUUGGAAGAGACGUGCAAGUCUUGUCCCCUGGGGAAAAGGAGAACGUCGCAAAUCUUCCCCUGGAUGACUACAGAGCGGUCGAAAUCUUUCCUCCUCGACAAGGUUCUCACUCUGCAAAGGGCUAUGAGACUAUAUGGUACGAAGAUGACGGCGUCUCGGCUGUCGCGAAGAAUAGAAUAUCCAAGUACAGCAUCGUCUACGCGGUCGAAGGAACGGAGAUCAGGGUUCAAUUUUCCAGAGACGAGACGUCGGGGUAUGUGGCGCCUUGGGGAAAGUUGGUCAUUGUGCUUCCUCCCGGUGAUGCGCGUAAGGUUGUUUCGGCACAAGAUGGCGUAGAGGUUGGUGUACUGGGUGCGGAUGAGGAGGGACGGAAGAGGUUCGAGCUUAACUGCUAG
This is a messenger RNA of Trichoderma reesei QM6a, 2541 nucleotides long. RefSeq names its product glycoside hydrolase family 31. The coding region runs from base 1 to 2541 and encodes 846 amino acids. Gene Ontology annotation, biological process: carbohydrate metabolic process. The record is from RefSeq and is a predicted model, not a curated record. Gene Ontology annotation, molecular function: hydrolase activity, hydrolyzing O-glycosyl compounds; carbohydrate binding. The transcript has a single exon. NCBI's taxonomy places the organism in Eukaryota, Fungi, Ascomycota, Sordariomycetes, Hypocreales, Hypocreaceae.